Molecule: messenger RNA, 727 nt
Organism: Drosophila melanogaster (fruit fly)
Lineage: Eukaryota; Metazoa; Arthropoda; Insecta; Diptera; Drosophilidae
Gene: Obp22a
Product: Odorant-binding protein 22a
Exons: 2
Coding region: 9-362 (117 amino acids)
Molecular function (GO): odorant binding
Source: RefSeq, marked reviewed
UCUUCGAGAUGCGAGUGUUGCUGGCUUUUGUACUUCUGCUUGGCCUCUCAGUUUUGGCCACUAAGGAACCGGAAGAAGUUAAAAUUGUAAGCGAGUGUGCCAAGGAGAACAAUGUUCAUAGGAAGAAGGCACUGGACCUUUUAAUGAGCUAUCGUUUGAAGAAGAAAACCCACAACGUCAUGUGCUUCAUCAACUGCAUCUUCGAGCGAACCAACAUACUGCAGAAAGUUAAGGAAAAAGUUGUAAAGGAAAAUCACAACUGCGACUCCAUCAAGGACGCUGAUAAGUGUGCAGAAUCCUUCCAAAAAUUUCAAUGCUUGGUCAAGAUUGAGAUGAAAGUGAGGGGGAUAGAUAGAGGAUAGAGUCCUAUCUAGAUCUAACAAUAAACAAACUAAAUUUCCCUAAUAAGCGAAUCGAAUCAGCUUAAAGCCAUUAUGUCAUGGUAAAAUACACAACAAAUUCACCCUAAUUAUUAGCGUGAUAGUGCAGCAACGCGACAUGUGCCACAAACAAUGCCCAAACUUUAACAAUUAAUCAAGCCAUUUUGCCCACACGAAUUUAAAGUUUAGACACCACUAAAAGCACUUCGGAGUGCGAACUGCGAAAAAUAUGAAAACAUAAUGAAAACCAAAAUAAACUCAAAGUUGGGCGGACUGUCAGCGGCAGAUGAGGCAAGGGAAGGGGGGUCUGGCACUUGAGGCCUCGCUUAAAGUGGAGCCUCGUAAUU